AUGCAUCAACCCAUUGACUGGUUUUCUUGGCUAUCAAAAUCCGGGCUUGAACCUUCACUUAUUUACGAAUAUGGGAUGGCUUUCUCUCGAAACGAGCUUGAAGAAGGCGACAUAACUUACUUCAACCAUGAAUUCCUUCAAAGCAUGGGGAUCUCCAUAGCCAAACACAGGUUAGAAAUACUGAAACUUGCUAGAAAACAAAAAGGUUCACGUGGGUCACACACACACCCCAUUUCAAGGCUCAUCAUCGCCAUGAAAAAGACCAAAAGGACCUUGGCUAGCUACAUCCAGACAUGGGUUCGCCGGGAUGAGUCAGCUCUGGUACUCGUUAGUAAAAGUUAUGGUUGGAAAGGUACGAUGUUGAGAAGAAACAAGAGAUCGGUGACUUUCAAACAAGCUAGUACUCCUCCUACUCUAUUGCUCACUAAUAGCUACCAUAAGUCCGAUAGUGCUAGAAUCAACAACUUUGCGAGUCCUUUGGUUUAUGAUCUCCGGUAUGAUCAAGGAAAAAUUGAUGGUUACGAUGGUGAUGAUCAUGAGAAGUCUGAUGAAGAAGAUGAUGGUGGUUACUGGUCUGGAGGUGGGGGUGGUGUUCAAGAGAUUAGAUGGGACACCAUGUUUCAGAAUUUGAAACCUACUUGA
Lactuca virosa is the source of this 642-nucleotide messenger RNA. Lineage: Eukaryota; Viridiplantae; Streptophyta; Magnoliopsida; Asterales; Asteraceae. The record is from the annotation of a GenBank genome assembly.